Anopheles funestus (African malaria mosquito) is the source of this 1640-nucleotide messenger RNA. RefSeq names its product ficolin-1-like. The record is from RefSeq and is a predicted model, not a curated record. Lineage: Eukaryota; Metazoa; Arthropoda; Insecta; Diptera; Culicidae. Bases 700 to 1587 code for a protein of 295 amino acids. The transcript has 3 exons.
GAAGUGACUUAGACUCUUUGACAUUAACAGGCUGCACUAAUGUUAAUGAACUGAUCGUCUAAAUCAGUACAUUAGUGGAUCAGUCUGUGUUUGAAGUUCAUUUCUGAUUUAAGUGUCUUUCAAUAGCUUUUCAGUUUGUGUUGCUUAUAGGCAGGAAGGACCAUCGUUUUCCUCUUUCUGAGUUGAUCGAACAGUGACAUAAAUCUAUCUUUAUCGGACAGCGGCAACUGGAAGGAUCGAGGAUCUGCGGUUGUCAUUGAUGCCGAUAUGAUCAGAUGGAGAUCUUGGAAAAUUUGAAACAUCCGUCCAAGGUAAACGAUCAAUUGACGGAAACAAAGAAUAAGCAUCAUUAUCAAAGAGAAGAAAUCGAAGAGAACUCCGCAUACUAUCCGAGGGGAACCCCAAAAAAUGAGUGCAACCAAGCUGUAGUUAUCGGCAAAAACCCCAAUUUACAAACGUUCCGGGGAACUUUUCAAAUGUAGCUUGAAUGUAUGCGUAUACAGCAUCAACCUAAUGAACUGUAUGUACAGAAACGAUAUAAUACGAUAGAAUAAAAGAAAUGACGCACACUAACAUCUUAACAGUGUCUGUGGUCAAUCAAACGAAAAAUUUGACAUUCUCUUUGAAAUACUGAGGGAUAUAAAAAGGUUUACAUUUAGCCGACAGCUUCAUUGUUACAGUUACACCAGUGUUAUCAACAUGUUCAAGAUCAAUCUUGUCUUCACGUUUACUCUGUGCUGUACCAUUGUUGGUAUACAAUGUGCUUUAACUCCAGAUACAACGAAAGCGGUUCAAGGUGGUUUCGCCUUCGAAAUGAUCAUGAAUAAACUUCAAACUCUAGAAGAUCGUAGCAUUCGAAAUGAAGAACCCAUGGUCAAAAGAUCUUGCGCUGAUGUUCCCUCGACGGGUAUCUACACCAUUCAACCGGAAAAGCCCUUCAAGGAACCGAUGACCGUGCUGUGCGAUCAGGAGUACGAUACAGGAGGAUGGAUUGUGAUUCAACAUCGCUUUAACGGAUCGAUGAACUUCUUCCGCAACUGGAAAGAGUACAAGAAUGGAUUUGGAAAUCUGGAAGGAGAGUUUUGGUUGGGUUUGGAUCGUAUUUAUCAGUUAACAGCUUCACAACCACAUGAGUUGGUAGUCCUCCUGGAAGAUUUCGAAGGCAACAAGACGUUCGCCAAAUAUGAUAAGUUCGAGAUUGGAGACGAGAACCAAAAGUAUGUAGUCAUAAAAUUAGGUGAAUAUUCGGGAACGGCUGGUGAUUCUUUUAGUGGCACAAAGGGGAUGAAAUUCUCCACAUUCGAUGCGGAUAAUGAUGCGUGGGGAAAGCACUGCGCAAUUGCACAAGCUGGUGCCUGGUGGUACGAUAAUUGUGUUAUAAGGAGUGGUGGAAUGCAAACGGCUCAAAGUGUAUUCGUUCGAUGGAACCAAAGGCUAGUCGAAAGUACGACAAACAAAAGCAACCUCAAUGGACAAUAUCUGCGAGGAAGUACAGCAGAGUUCGGUGCGAUGGGAUGGGAAACUUUCCGUGGGCAGCAUUAUGCACUAAAAGCAUCUAAAAUGAUGAUAAGACAAAGGAAGGCUUAGUUCAUUACCUUCGUGAUUCUCUUAUUGAAUAAAGUCCCAUAACUUAUCAGCAA